AUGGUUCGAAGCUUGGGCAGGCUUGGCGUGCUCGCUUUGGCUGGGAUCGCCAGCCUUAGCUGGGCUUCUACUGCGGCGGGUGAUUCGGGAGCCGGCGUGCAGAAUGUUGCCAUUAUCGGAGCCGGAGCAGCUGGAUCAUCAGCUGCAUACCAUUUGCGACAGUUUGCUGAUGAGGAGGGUGUCUCGAUCAACAUUACGAUUUUUGAGAGCAACAAACGCGCUGGAGGACGAUCGCUCACUGUGGAUGCAUUUGAUGACCCUCUGCAGCCUGUUGAGCUCGGAGCAUCCAUCUUUAUCCGUGCCAAUGCUAUUCUGUAUGAUGCCGUCUCCGAGUUCGGCCUCAAUGUCAUUGGCACUAGAGAUGUCGAGGGCAAUCUGGUGGUCUGGGAUGGAGAAUCGUUUCGCUUUGAGCAGAGUGAUAACUCGUGGUGGAGCUUUGUGAAGCUCUUCUGGAAGUACGGCCUGGCACCGUACAAAACGAAGAAGCUCGUCGACUCGACGGUUGCGCGAUUCCUCAAAAUUUACGAUGCACCGCACUUCCCAUUCAAGUCGCUCACACAGGCCGCCAUCGACCUUGACUUGGUCAAGUUGACCGGCGUGACUGGAGAUCAAUUCUAUGAGGACAGUGGUAUCGCCUCGUUAUUUGCUCAAGAUAUCAUCCAGGCCGCUACGAGGGUCAACUACGCUACCAACCUGGCCCACAUUCACGGUCUUGAGGCUGCAGUCUCGAUGGCUCCUGAGGGCGCUAUGCAGGUUUGGGGAGGAAACUGGCUGAUCUUUGCUAACAUGGUUAAAGCCAGCUCCGCAGGUUUUCUGCCGAAAGUGACUGUCACGUCGCUGCAACGAGAAAAGUCGGCGACUACUGGUGACGGCGCCUCGAAGUUCAUCAUCUCGACGAAGAAGACGAGGUCCUCACGCCCCGGUGAGGCAUACCCUAUCACGUUCGACAAGAUCGUGGUCGCAGCGCCCUGGCAGUAUGCCGGUAUCGAAGCUCCCGAGGAUCUAAUUCAACCUGCCAUCGAUGAAAUCCCUUACGUCCAACUCCACGUCACUCUUUUUACGUCGCCCCUGAAACUCUCUCCCGGCUUCUUUAACCUUACGCCCGAAUCCAAAGCACCUGUAACCGUGCUGACUACACUGCACGCUGACGACAAGGCUGAACCUGGUUCCGGAGCUGCUGGCAAGGCUGGAGUCUUUUCAAUCAGCACUCUUCAGAUAGUCUUGAAUCCCAAGACGGACCAGGAGGAAUACUUGUACAAGAUCUUCUCGCCCAAAGUCUUGGACGUUUCGUUUCUUUCAAGGCUCCUGGGUGUUGAUAUUCCCGACACCUUUACGGGAGCGGUCAACGCGGACAACUUUGAACCUAUUUCGUGGUAUUACCCCCACGUCUUCAACUCUUAUCCCAUCGAAUUCCCUCGCGUAACAUUCCAGGACCCUGUUCUGGGUGGUGGUCUAUACUAUACGUCUGGUAUCGAGAGCUUCAUCUCUACCAUGGAAACAAGUGCGCUGAUGGGCAAGAAUGUUGCCAAGCUUAUUGUGGAUGAGCUAGCGGCGCCCAAAGCCCCGCAAGAGGCGAAGCACACGACGACAGAACCGGGAUCGCCACGAUUCGACGCUGCACCCAAGGCAGAUGAGCUCUGA
This is a messenger RNA of Scedosporium apiospermum, 1641 nucleotides long. RefSeq lists its product as uncharacterized. The transcript has 3 exons. Gene Ontology annotation, molecular function: prenylcysteine oxidase activity. The record is from RefSeq and is a predicted model, not a curated record. Bases 1 to 1641 code for a protein of 546 amino acids. Gene Ontology annotation, biological process: prenylated protein catabolic process; prenylcysteine catabolic process. Lineage: Eukaryota; Fungi; Ascomycota; Sordariomycetes; Microascales; Microascaceae.